Messenger RNA from Pseudophryne corroboree (corroboree frog), 1470 nucleotides. RefSeq names its product creatine kinase B (gene CKB). Gene Ontology annotation, molecular function: creatine kinase activity. The coding region runs from base 124 to 1269 and encodes 381 amino acids. The record is from RefSeq and is a predicted model, not a curated record. Lineage: Eukaryota; Metazoa; Chordata; Amphibia; Anura; Myobatrachidae. Gene Ontology annotation, biological process: phosphocreatine biosynthetic process. The transcript is spliced from 8 exons.
AGGGGCUGGGAGCUGCACAUCACACACAUCCCUCCAGAUCUGCUGCUUCUUGGUCCUGAACUGGUUUCAGGGUCUUUAAAUAUUUGCCUCCAGUAACAAAACAUUUACCAGCAAAGUGCAAUCAUGCCUUUCGGCAACACCCACAACUUGCUGAAGCUGAAGUUCUCCGUGGACGAGGAGUUCCCAGACUUGAGUACCCAUAACAACCAUAUGGCUAAGGUGCUGACAAAGGAGCUCUACGCAAAACUGAGGGAGAAACAGACGCCUAGCGGAUUUACUGUGGAUGAUGUCAUUCAGACUGGGAUUGACAACCCAGGUCACCCUUUUAUUAUGACGGUGGGAUGUGUCGCUGGGGAUGAAGAAUGCUAUGACGAAUUUCAGGACCUUUUUGACCCCAUCAUAGAGGACAGACAUGGUGGCUACAAGCCAACAGACCAGCACAAGACGGACCUGAACGCUGAGAACCUGAAGGGUGGUGACGAUCUGGACCCAAAUUACGUCCUCAGCUCUCGUGUCCGAACCGGUAGGAGCAUCAAGGGGUUUUGCCUCCCGCCUCACUGCAGCCGAGGAGAAAGAAGAGCCAUUGAAAAACUCUCCAUUGAAGCUCUCGCUAGUCUGGACGGGGACCUGAAAGGAAAGUACUAUGCUCUGAAGAACAUGACUGACGCAGAGCAGCAGCAGCUCAUUGACGAUCACUUCCUCUUUGACAAGCCGGUCUCUCCUCUCCUCUUGGCCUCUGGAAUGGCCCGGGACUGGCCUGAUGCCAGAGGAAUCUGGCACAACGACAACAAGACAUUCCUUGUCUGGAUCAAUGAGGAGGAUCACCUCCGUGUGAUCUCUAUGCAGAAGGGUGGUAACUUGAAUGAGGUCUUCAAGAGGUUCUGCAGCGGGCUGACAAAGAUUGAGUCGUCCUUUAAGAACAAAGGCUACAAAUUCAUGUGGAGCCAACAUCUUGGGUAUAUCCUGACCUGUCCCUCCAACCUCGGUACUGGACUUCGCGCUGGUGUACAUAUUAAGUUGCCACAUUUAAGCAAGAGUGAGAAGUUUGGAGAAAUCUUGAAGAGACUCAGGCUGCAGAAGAGAGGAACAGGUGGCGUUGAUACAGCAGCUGUUGGUGGAAUCUUCGAUAUAUCAAAUGCUGAUCGUUUGGGCUUUUCUGAGGUGGAACUGGUACAGAUGGUGGUUGAUGGUGUGAAACUCCUUGUGGAGAUGGAAAAGCGCCUGGAGAAAGGCCAGUCCAUCAAUGACCUCAUCCCAGCACAGAAAUAAAUGCACUUUAAUGGCCAUGCUUUCUAAUUUAUUGGAUCAAUAGCCUCACUGAGACCUUGGGACCCAACUCCUGCUUAGUAACAAUGUAGAAUGUCUUCCAUCUGCUCAUGUUUGGUUUAUUUUUCGUUAUAUAUAUUUUUUUGUUCUCUCGAUGGCUGCAAUGUUACUGAAAUAGAACAUUAAACAAUGGUCUUGCCUUGA